AUGUUUGGUGGAGGAGCAUUAUGGAAAUUUCAGCAUCAGAUUAAAUGCAAACUGUUUGAAUGUUGCGAUAAACCGUAUGUGAAUCCUCGAUUUGACAGUGAGUUGGUGCUUUUCUAUUAUUUCCAACUUCCCUCAAACAAGGAUGUGCAUAUUCAACUCCUGCUUUGCUCAAAAUUACAUGUCGGAAAUUUUUUAGAACUUCAUCAGGAUCUCUAUAAACUUGUUUAUGGUCAACAUUUGGUUCUCGAUACUGUAGAGAACGCGAUUCGUGCACAUUGGACCAACGAAAAACCGAAGAAGCCUUUAGCGAUGUCAUUUCACGGAUUUACUGGCUCAGGCAAGAACUACGUUGCCGAAAUUGUCGCCAAUAGCACCUUCAAGUGA
Molecule: messenger RNA, 384 nt
Organism: Strongylus vulgaris
Lineage: Eukaryota; Metazoa; Nematoda; Chromadorea; Rhabditida; Strongylidae
Source: the annotation of a GenBank genome assembly